GGGUGGGCGGCUAGUGUGACAGCGGCGGUGGCAGAGGCUGCGGCGCCGGGCUGAGCAAGCGGCGAGCGCUAAGCGGGUAAGAGGAGGAAGUGGAGCAGCGGCACGGAGAUCCAGAGUCCGCUGCCGGGCUAGGUCCGCCCAGAUUUGCAGAGCGAGCCGUGUUGGGACCUGGGCAGACUUUGCGGUGCUCCGGCCGCUGGCGCCCCGCCUGCCUUGCCCUGCCCUGCCGGUCCGAGCUCGGCGUUCCGCGCCUGGACUUUGCCAGCUCGGUGGUCUGCAGCUGCUUGAUCCAGAGCUCCGAGGCGGGAAGCGCCCGGCCCCAUCAUAUCGAUCCUUCUCCACCCGUGUUCCCUCCGCCCCCGGUCGGCGCAGGGUGGCCCCGCUCCCGGACCUGAGUAUAGAGGAGCUGGGACGCCCACCGGUCUCUGGCUCCGCGAGAACACAGACCUUCAGCUGCCUUGGACCGGACUGCUGGACUUAAAACUAUACUGGCGCCGCCCGGGUCCAACGCACCGUGAGGGGUCCCAAGCAGGCAGGACAGCAGACUGAAUCCCUGGUCUAGUGCUGCGAGCCGAAGCUGCCACCUUCCUCCGCCCUGGGCUAAGGACUUGGGGGUGCCUGCACCAAAGAGAACACAGGGGCUUCUUCUGCCCUACUCUCCAGCAAGCUGAGGUUGCAGCUCUGAUUGAAGUGACAUCACCAUCUUUGUGAACAGGACACCCCUGGAGGACAGCCAAGAGCCACUGAACCUUCUUCCAGUACCAGUCAGGGGCCUCCAUGGGCGCUUGAGGGCUGGGCGCCAGGGCCGCGGGCACGAGCAUGGUGAGACACCAGCCCCUGCAGUACUACGAGCCCCAACUGUGCCUCUCAUGCCUCACUGGCAUCUAUGGUUGCCGCUGGAAGCGCUACCAACGUUCACAUGAUGACACCACACCGUGGGAACGGCUAUGGUUUCUGCUCCUGGUCUGCACCUUCAGCCUCACCCUCACCUGGCUCUACUUCUGGUGGGAGGUUCACAAUGACUACGAUGAAUUCAACUGGUACCUCUACAACCACAUGGGCUACUGGAGCGACUGGUCCAUGCCCAUCCUUGUGACCACAGCUGCUGCCUUCACGUACAUCGCAGGCCUCCUGGUCCUGGCUCUCUGUCACAUCGCUGUGGGGCAGCAGAUGAACCUGUACUGGCUACACAAGAUGGUGCUGGUAGUCAUCCUGGCCUCCACGGUGGUGGCCGUGUCAGCCGUGGCUCAGCUGUGGGAAGGCGAAUGGGAGGUGCUGCUGAUCUCUCUGCAGGGCACAGCGCCGUUCCUGCACAUAGGGGCCCUGAUGGCCAUCACUGCCCUCUCCUGGAUUGUAGCAGGACAGUUCGCCCGUGCGGAGCGGUCCUCCUCUCAGGUCACCGUCCUUUGUACCUUCUUUGCCGUGGUCUUCACCCUCUACCUGAUCCCCCUCACCAUCUCUUCUCCCUGCAUCAUGGAGAAAAAGGACCUGGGUCCCAAGCCGGCCCUCAUCGGCCAUCGGGGCGCUCCCAUGCUGGCUCCAGAACACACACUGAUGUCCUUCCGGAAGGCCCUGGAGCAGAAGCUGUAUGGGCUGCAAGCUGACGUCACCAUCAGCCUGGAUGGUGUGCCCUUUCUCCUGCAUGACACCACCCUGAGGCGGACCACCAACGUGGAGCAGGUGUUUCCAGAGCUGGCCCGGAGGCCUGCUGCCAUGCUCAACUGGACUGUCCUACAGAGGCUCAACGCUGGCCAGUGGUUCCUCAAGACUGACCCCUUCUGGACAGCCAGCUCCCUAUCACCCUCAGACCACAGGGAGAUCCAGAAUCAGUCCAUCUGCAGCCUGGCAGAGCUCCUGGAACUCGCCAAGGGAAAUGCCACACUGCUGCUCAACCUGCGAGACCCGCCCCGUGAUCACCCGUACCGUGGCAGCUUCCUCAACAUCACGCUGGAGGCCGUGUUGCAUUCAGGAUUCCCACAGCACCAGGUCAUGUGGCUGCCUAACAGGCAGAGGCCUCUAGUACGGAAGAUGGCUCCCGGCUUCCAGCAGACAUCCGGGUCUAAAGAAGCCAUCGCCAGUCUACGGAGAGGUCACAUCCAGAAACUGAACCUUCGCUACACUCAGGUGUCCCACCAGGAGCUCAGGGACUAUGCAUCCUGGAACCUGAGUGUGAACCUCUACACCGUCAACGCACCGUGGCUCUUCUCCCUGCUGUGGUGUGCCGGGGUUCCAUCUGUCACUUCUGACAACACCCAUACCCUUUCUCGGGUGCCUUCUCCACUCUGGAUCAUGCCCCCAGACGAGUACUGCCUCAUGUGGGUCACUGCCGACCUGAUCUCCUUCAGCCUCAUCGUUGGCAUCUUUGUUCUCCAGAACUAUCACUUGAUCAGGUGGCGCCUGGGUGGCAUCCGGAGUUAUAACCCAGAGCAGAUCAUGCUGAGCGCUGCCGUACGUCGGACCAGCCGGGAUGUCAGCAUCAUGAAAGAGAAGCUCAUCUUCUCAGAGAUCAGUGAUGGUGUAGAGGUCUCUGAUGAGCUCUCCGUGUGCUCAGACAACAGUUAUGACACCUAUGCCAACAGCACAGCCACUCCCGUGGACCCUCGCGGCGGUGGCAGCCGUGCCAAGACCCUCACAGACCGGGGUGGCCAUUAGCUGAAGAUCUGUCUGCCUGACGUGUACCUAAGGUAGCAUCUAGAAGAGAGGCGCUGACAGUAACUGCGCCUGCGGGGGGAGCUGGUUCCGCAGCCUACUUGAAUGCCCCAAGCUCCUUUGUCAGUUCCAGCCUCUCUUGGGGGAUGACCUCUCCACUGAGGCCCAGGUGGGCCAGGAUUCUAGCCUCUCAGAUGCCCCUGCAGGCCUGGGGCUUUUCAUCCGGGAAGCAUGGUUCUAGUCUCCUGGUCCAUCUCACAGCCGUCCUUGGCCUCCCAGCCUGGAAGGUUUGCCGUGUGCCCCGUGGAAGUGGAGGAUGUGGCUGUGUCCCUGGGACCACUCCUGUCUAUUUAUCUGUCCAUGCUGUGAGAUGAGAGACUCUGUUCUCAUCCUGCCUUUGAGGAUGUGGGCUGGGCCUCACCCCUGCCUGGCAGCUCUACUCUCUACACCCAUCUCAAAGCACAAGGAAGUUCAUCUCAGGAGGAAAACCAGUGGCUAUGGUGGAGACAUGUUCCUCCCAACCAGCUUCGCUCCACCACUGGCCUCUGAGUCCCCGAGAAGUAGCUAGAGAUGUCCAGAAUCACAGGUUCGGGGUUGUUCUGCCUCACACCCAAUUGUCCAACAGGCCCUCUGGGUCAGAAGAAGCCUUGAAGACCACAUGGUCAACAGACUGAUAUGACCUCAGGGUCCCACAGCAGUGUCUGCAGAGCAAUGGGCCACCCGGGCAAAGCGCUGUGAGCUCUGUCAAGCAUGGAUGUCUGGCCAGAAAUGCCUACAGGAGAGGGAACCUAUGGGCCAGGACAAUUAAAGCUGCCGUCUUAAUGUGUGCUGUCUCUGAAUUGUCAGAUUUGGGUUUGGGUGCUGGCCCCUGGGUUUGAG
Microtus ochrogaster (prairie vole) is the source of this 3528-nucleotide messenger RNA. It is a transcript of the gene Gdpd5, whose product is annotated as glycerophosphodiester phosphodiesterase domain containing 5. The record is from RefSeq and is a predicted model, not a curated record. NCBI's taxonomy places the organism in Eukaryota, Metazoa, Chordata, Mammalia, Rodentia, Cricetidae. Gene Ontology annotation, biological process: positive regulation of neuron differentiation; lipid metabolic process. Gene Ontology annotation, cellular component: plasma membrane. Gene Ontology annotation, molecular function: glycerophosphodiester phosphodiesterase activity.